This is a messenger RNA of Rasamsonia emersonii CBS 393.64, 285 nucleotides long. RefSeq lists its product as uncharacterized. The record is from RefSeq and is a predicted model, not a curated record. The annotation marks the transcript as partial. NCBI's taxonomy places the organism in Eukaryota, Fungi, Ascomycota, Eurotiomycetes, Eurotiales, Trichocomaceae. The transcript has a single exon.
AUACCCAUGUUCCCCCGCAUCUUCCGUCCUAGUAAUAAUCUCAGCAAUAGUACCUCCUCAGCGGCAUCCCGACUCGCGCAGCUUACUAGCACAAUCAUCCCCCAGACUCACUCAAUCAGACCGUUCGUAUCGACCAUGGCGUCUGCGUCUGCCUCACCAGAUAUCACUCUCUACAGCAUGGCCACGCCCAAUGGCGUCAAGGUCUCCAUUCUUCUAGAGGAGCUAGGCCUGCCGUACAAGACGGUUCCGAUCGACAUUUCCACGAACCAGCAGAAGGAGGAGUAA